AUGGAGAAAAAUGAGGGAGAGGAUUGGAGGGAGAUGGUGAGGAGAAUGCUUCCACCAGGAGUUGAUGGGGCUAAUAUGGAAUACUCAAUAGCAAGUGAGUAUACUGGUCCUCUAUUGUCAUAUGAGNUUCCUUUGAAGCCAGAUGAGAUGGCAGAACUCUUUGGCUGCCCUUUACCUCCUCACAAGUUGAAGCCUGGGAGGUAUUGGUAUGAUAAGGAAUCUGGACUAUGGGGAAAGGAAGGAGAAAAACCAGACAGAAUUGUUAGUUCAAACCUAAAUUUUACGGGAAAACUUAGUGCUCAUGCCAGCAGUGGAAAUACUCAGGUUUACAUUAAUGGCCGAGAGAUUACAAAACGUGAACUCAGAGUGCUCAAGUUUGCAAAUGUGCAAUGCCCUCGUGACACUCACUUUUGGGUAUAUGAUGAUGGUCGUUAUGAGGAAGAAGGACAAAACAAUAUUCGGGGCAACAUCUGGGAAAAGGCAUCAACACGGUUUGUUUGCUCUCUGUUUUCAUUGCCUGUACUGCAUGGUCAGCCCUAUGGACAGAGAGACGAGCCUAGCAAUUAUACUACUGUUCCAAAUUACUUAGAGCAGAAAAGGGUUCAAAAGCUACUUUUGCUUGGGCUUGAAGGUUCUGGAACAAGCACUAUUUUCAAACAGGCGAAAUUUUUGUAUGGGAACAAGUUUACUCCUGAAGAAAUCCAGGACAUCAAGUUGAUGAUUCAAAGCAAUAUUUACAAGUAUCUGAGCAUUCUCCUUGAUGGAAGGGAGCGCUUUGAGGAGGAGGCUUUAUCAACAAUAAAAGCUGAAGGUAGUGAGACCGAAUCUGCGGAAAACACCCAGUGUGUCUAUUCCUUAAAUCCAAGGUUGAAGAAUUUCUCAAAUUGGCUACUGGAUAUUAUAGCAACCGGAGAUUUGGAUGCUUUCUUCCCUGCAGCAACGCGUGAAUAUGCUCCAUUGGUUGAAGAGGUCUGGAAAGAUCCUGCUAUACAGGAAACAUACAAGAGGAAGAAUGAGCUUCAUUUUCUUCCAGAUGUGGCGGAUUACUUCUUGGGCAAGGCUGUUGAGGUAUCAAGCAAUGAGUAUGAACCUUCGGAGCAAGACAUUCUGUAUGCAGAAGGAGUUACCCAGGGGAAUGGGUUGGCAUUUAUGGAGUUCCAAUUGGAUGAUCGUAGCCCAAUGUCUGACACCUAUGGAGACAAUCUGGAUGCUCCUCCUCCCCCUCUCACCAGGUACCAGCUAAUUAGACUAAAUGGCAAGGGAAUGAAUGAAGGAUGCAAGUGGGUGGAGAUGUUUGAAGAUGUUCGUGUCGUUGUAUUUUGUGUUGCCCUUAGUGAUUAUGAUCAGAUGUGGGUUGCUCCAGAGGACAGUGGUAGUGGCACACUACUUCAGAACAAGAUGAUGCAUUACCGAGAACUUUUUGAAACAAUGGUCAGGCAUCCCUGUUUCAAAGAGACCCCAUUUGUUUUAAUAUUGAACAAGUAUGAUCUGUUCGAGGAGAAGCUCAACUGUGUGCCAUUGGGCGCUUGUGAAUGGUUCACUGAUUUCAGUCCACUGAGACCUCAUAAUAAUAGCCAGUCGCUCGCUCACCAAGCAUAUUACUAUUUAGCCAUGAAGUUCAAAGACCUCUAUGCUUCCCUCACCGGUAGAAAGCUAUUUGUGUGGCAAGCUCGGGCAAGGGACAAAAUAACUGUUGAUGAGGCAUUCAAGUAUAUAAGGGAGGUAGUGAAGUGGGACGAGGAAAAAGAAGAGACCUACUAUGUUGGAGCAGAAGAUUCAUUUUACAGUACAACCGAUAUUAGCUCGUCUCCAUUCAUCCGGCAGGAGUGAAAGAAUAAUUUAAACGUAUGUUGAUAUUGUAGAUAGGACAAAGAAAGAGGGAUGUAAUAUGGUAAUAAGUUGAAUCUAAUUUUUUUUCACCAUCGCCUUUUCGUGGUUUUUACAGAGAUGGUGUUUCAAGUGAGUGAUUAUCUUGGGUUAUAUUGCUGUGCCAUCCAAGUAUAUAUUCUUAGAUGGCAGUGGAAUGAUGAUAAUAAAUGCUUAUUAUCAACCUUCUACCUCAUCUGUCUGUUGUAAAAGUAGCUUUGCUUUUAGUUACAUGAGCAGUACCAAUUAUAUGAGUCUUUCUUUGCUGUAA
This is a messenger RNA of Nicotiana tabacum (common tobacco), 2137 nucleotides long. Lineage: Eukaryota; Viridiplantae; Streptophyta; Magnoliopsida; Solanales; Solanaceae. The record is from RefSeq and is a predicted model, not a curated record.